UUGAGGAAGUCGAAGUGGUUUAUAUGAAUUACAUAAUUCAUUUUAAAGCUUAGUUUCGCUCUCGGUUUGUCACUACACUAUAGUAAAUAUAUUUAUAUUAAACAGGAUGCACUACCUUUUAUAAGAAAUAUUUAAACAAAGUUCAUUAAAUGCAAUAGGAAGACAUUAAAGUUUACCACACCGCAACGGAAAUAACUCAGGAUGGCGACUGCAGUGACGCCGAAGUCGGUUGACGAGACCACCCAGAAUGAGCAGCACUACCUGCGCCUCCACCUUCUUGUUAUGAAGGCUGGCGACGUCCUUAGAGCCAAGUUCGACUCUAUCGUACACCCGAACAAUCUGCUCAAUGAACUGAGAAACUACAAACGCGCGAUCGAUAAAUUACAGAAAGAUGGUAUAAUUUCAAAGCACCAACACUGUCUGCUUAAUUCUAAUCCAGACUCAAAAAAGUUUGACGUUAGUCUGCUGAUUGUUCUGCUCAGACACAUCUGCAACUUGCAUCCAAAACAUCCUAUUUGGAAAGAAAGCGAUAACAACAAAAUAUUUAACAAUAUGCAUCCAGACAUUGCAAACAUCGUACGAAUAAGGAAUCUUCGAAACAAGAUGCAGCAUAAGUAUGUUGCUUAUCUUGACAAAAAAGAGUUCGAUGGUAACUGGAGUUUGCUUGAAAAUUCAAUGGUAAUAAUUGGCCAGUCAUGUGGGCUGAACAACGUGAAAGCUGACAUCGACGUCCUGGUGAAAAAGAAUCUCGGCCUGGUGCCGCCCGAAAUGAAAAGCCUCCGAGAGAAAACUAUUUGGUUCUUCAAUGAGGGUUGCGAUGAAGAGUUUAAUGAGGAAAACUACAAUGACGAAUAUGAUGAGGACGGAAAUCAUUGUAAUAGGCGGAUGGAUAUUGAUUGUAUUGACGAUAUGGAUUACUUCAAUGAGAACUGUGUUGAUGAUUAUUAUGAGGAAAACUACAAUGACGAAUAUGAUGAGGACGAAUAUCAUGAUGACAAUUGGAUGGAUAUUGAUGGUAUUGACGAUAUGGAUUACGUCAAUGAGAACUGUGUUGAUGAAUAUUAUGUCGAAAACUACAAUGACGAAUACGAUGAGGACGAAUAUCAUGAUGACAAUUGGAUGGAUAUUGAUUGUAUUGAAGAUAUGGAUUACUUCAAUGAGAACUGUGUUGAUGAGUAUUAUGAGGAAAACUACUAUGACAAAUACGAUGAGGACGAAUAUUAUUAUGACAAUGGGUUGGAUAUUGAUUGUAUUGAAGAUAUGGAUUACUUCAAUGAGAACUGUGUUGAUGAUUAUUAUGAGGAAAACUACUAUGACAAAUACGAUGAGGACGAAUAUUAUUAUAACAUUUGGACGGAGAGUGAUUGUAAUGAAUAUGAAUAUGGAUUUCACGACAGCUGUUGUAAUGAGAUUAGUAUGAAAUGCUACUUUGUUUUAACCGAUGAAGACGAAAUUCAUUCUAUCAAAUUUGAUGGUGAUGGUAAUAAUGAUACGGUUGGCUUCAACGAGAUCUGCGAUGAUAAGGUUUAUGUUGAAAACUGCCAUGCCGGCCCAAAUUUCGAUCCAAUUUACAAUCACGAAACGUAUACAUAUUUCACAAACAUUGGACGUAAAAUGGACAGGGCACUUUGCGUUUUUAGAAAUUUUAUUUCCGUGUUCUAUUUUAGAACAAAUUUUCUGUGGACACGUAUACCUUGCACCGAUUUGAGACCAUUUAUCAAUGGAAGGUGUAUACGUAACAUCGUUUAUAAUGGACUGGCUUAUGUGUGUGCUAUGUAGAAUGACCCAACUGGAACAAUAAACUGAUAGUUAGGAAACCAGCUUAGUCUGAUUUCAUACACUUGUUUACAAAGAAGCUUCAGAAUACAGUUUAAAAGCAAUGAAAGCCAGACACAUGUAUUAAUGAUUUAGUAGACUUUCAAUGUAACACAAUGUUUAGGGUUAUGUUGUUAUUAGAAACUCUCUUGUUUUUAGUUACUCUUAAAUUAUUUGCUUAAGAAAUGUUUAUACAAACGAGUACCCAAAGUGUUUUUAGCAAAGAA
Messenger RNA from Mya arenaria, 2042 nucleotides. RefSeq lists its product as uncharacterized. Bases 202 to 1779 code for a protein of 525 amino acids. The transcript has 5 exons. Lineage: Eukaryota; Metazoa; Mollusca; Bivalvia; Myida; Myidae. The record is from RefSeq and is a predicted model, not a curated record.